AUGGAGGUGAGCCCAACUCACUAUGUUUUGAAAACGCCAAUGGAAGGACCUUGGCCAGCAAAAAUGAAGGUAUGCGUUCUCGCCAACGGCUGUUUCUGGGGAUCGGAGAAAGGAUUUUGGCGCUUGCCAGGCGGGGGUGUCUACUCCACAGCUGUUGGCUAUGCAGCAGGGCGAACCCCGAACCCGACCUACGAGGAAUGCUGCUCUGGACAGACCGGGGCGACAGAGGCAGUGCAAGUUGUUUAUGACCCAGAGAAGGUUAGUAUGGUGGAUCUCCUGCGGUGGUUUUGGGAGUCCCACGAUCCCACACAGGGAAAUGGCCAAGGAAAUGACCGAGGGACGCAGUACAGAAGUGCACUGAUUUUCUUUGACCGUGAGCAAGAAGAGCUCAUGCGAGCAAGCAAAGAUGCCUAUGAGAAGGCUUUACAGGCAGCUGGGAAAGGUAUGGGCCCACGAAUCACCACAGAGAUUGUGGCAGCUAGUGACUUUGAACAGCCCUUCUACUAUGCAGAAGACUAUCAUCAACAGUACCUGGCGAAGCCCGGUGCAAGGCCAUACUGCAGCGCCCAGCCAUUGCAGGCCGCAAGCUUCCCAAACAGGAAUCCACCGAGCUUGAGGGGGUUCGAGUCGAACAAGUACGUCGGCAAGGAACACCAUGUUGGACUCAAAUAA
Molecule: messenger RNA, 672 nt
Organism: Durusdinium trenchii
Lineage: Eukaryota; Dinophyceae; Suessiales; Symbiodiniaceae
Source: the annotation of a GenBank genome assembly